AUGCCCCUCCACCACCUCCCCAGGCCAAAGUUCCUCAAGGGCAUCCCCUCCAACAGCAUCCGCAUCAUCACCAUCCUCAUCGCCGUAAACGCCCUCGUCUGGAUCGCCUCCGCCAUUGUCCUGCACUUCCACCCGGCCCUCAUCUCGCCCGCGGCGCUCUCGUACGCCCUCGGCCUGCGCCAUGCCCUGGACGCGGACCACAUCUCGGCCAUUGACCUCAUGACGAGGCGGCUCAUCGCAUCCGGACAGCGGCCUGCCACCGUGGGGACCUUUUUCUCGCUCGGCCACAGCACCAUUGUCAUCAUCACAUGCAUUGUCGUGGCGGCGACGAGCGGGGCGCUGAGGGACCGCUUUGACGGGUUCCAGAGGGUGGGCAACAUCAUCGGGACGAGCGUCAGCGCGGCGGUGCUCAUCAUCCUGUGCCUGGGGAACGGCUGGGUGCUGUACAAGCUGGUGAGGCGGCUGAAGGAGGUUCUCGCGCAGCGGAGACGCUUUAGUGAGGAGCAGGACGUGGAUGGCGAGGUGGACGCUGCUGGGGCUGCUGCUGCGGCGCAUGCGAAUGACCAGCUGCAGCUUGAGGGGGGCGGGUUUCUGAUUAGAGCUCUGAGAGUCAUGUUCAAGACAAUUGACCGGCCGUGGAAGAUGUAUCCGCUGGGCGUGGUGUUUGGGCUGGGGUUCGACACGAGCUCUGAGAUUGCGGUGCUGGGGAUUGCGAGCAUUCAGGCGGUUCAGGGGACGAGUAUCUGGCUGAUUCUGAUUUUCCCCAUUUUGUUUACAGCGGGCAUGUGUCUUGUGGACAGCACCGACGGCGCGCUGAUGAUGGCCUUGUACACGUCCAAGGCCUUUUCACGAGACAUUGUUGCCAUAUUGUACUAUUCGAUUGUCCUCACUGGCAUUACGGUGGUUGUCUCUGCCUUUAUUGGCAUCAUCCAGGUCCUGUCGCUGGUGCAGAACGUCGCGGAUCCGACGGGCAGCUUCUGGGACGGCGUGUCUGCUGUCGGUGACCACUUCGACAUCAUUGGAGCGAGCAUAUGCGGGGUUUUUGUCAUUGUUGGGAUCGGGUCUGUUGUGGUGUACGGGCCGUGGAGGAGGCGGAUGGAGAGGAGGAGUAUGAGGGCUGUUGUGGUGGAAGAGGAGCGUGAAGAUGGGGGAGACGAGGUUGAGCGGGAGGAGCUGCCGCCGGGUUUGGAGCAGCGGGAGGGCUCAAAGAUGGCGAGCACGCAGGUUGCAGUUGUUUAG
Molecule: messenger RNA, 1239 nt
Organism: Trichoderma citrinoviride
Lineage: Eukaryota; Fungi; Ascomycota; Sordariomycetes; Hypocreales; Hypocreaceae
Product: high affinity nickel permease
Exons: 2
Coding region: 1-1239 (412 amino acids)
Biological process (GO): nickel cation transmembrane transport
Cellular component (GO): plasma membrane
Molecular function (GO): nickel cation transmembrane transporter activity
Source: RefSeq, a predicted model, not a curated record